Melanotaenia boesemani (Boeseman's rainbowfish) is the source of this 688-nucleotide messenger RNA. RefSeq names its product ribonuclease H2, subunit C (gene rnaseh2c). The record is from RefSeq and is a predicted model, not a curated record. Gene Ontology annotation, cellular component: ribonuclease H2 complex. Lineage: Eukaryota; Metazoa; Chordata; Actinopteri; Atheriniformes; Melanotaeniidae. Bases 106 to 516 code for a protein of 136 amino acids. Gene Ontology annotation, biological process: RNA catabolic process. The transcript has 5 exons.
UAGAAGAAGACGCUUUUGUCCAAUCAGACACCGCGCCUGGCCCAAACCGGAAAAUAUCAGAUUUUAUUUCAUGUUUUCUUAGCGGGCUGGAAAACAACUGAAAGGAUGUCCUGCAACACCAGUGUUACUCAUCUUCAUGUGUCUUCAGUGGGGCAGACAGAGCGAGCCUCAGUCCACCUCAUGCCAUGUGAGAUUGAACACAAUGGGCUGGCCCAGGUCUCACAAUACUUCACUGCUACCACAAAGAAUCACAAACAAGAGAAGACUGUGUCAUUCAGAGGACGUGGAUUAAUAGGGCAGGAGAUCAGCUGUCCACAAGGUUACACAGGCCUGGUGCUGAAAGAGAUCAACAAGCCUGGCUCUGAUCAAGAGGACAGGGCAGUCAGGGUAUCCUCUGUGUUUGACAAGCUGACCUACUGGAACCUGGAAACUCCUCCCAAUUCAGAUGAUACUGUGGUGAUGGCAAUGGAUUGGCCUGAGCUGGCUGAGGCGAUUCAUGGACCAAUAGAAGACUAAGACUGCCCAAACAUCAAGUUAAGAGGAGCCACAUGAAUUCACAUCAGCAUGUCGCAAGUGAAAUGCUUCAACAAUAAGACGUUAAGCUGUGUUGUAGCAAAGCAGUGAGAUACAAAAUUCAUGUUCACAUAUUUGUAUGGUUUUUUUGUACAUAAAGAAAAUAAAAAAACAA